Bathycoccus prasinos is the source of this 2856-nucleotide messenger RNA. Its product is annotated as kinesin K39. Lineage: Eukaryota; Viridiplantae; Chlorophyta; Mamiellophyceae; Mamiellales; Bathycoccaceae. Bases 1 to 2856 code for a protein of 951 amino acids. The transcript has a single exon. The record is from RefSeq and is a predicted model, not a curated record.
AUGCUGGCGUACAUAACCUCUUCCCCGUUGUUUAAGGGAAAGAAGAAGAAGAAGAAGAAGGAAAUAGACGCGGAUACUUUGGACGAUUUAUUGGAAGAAGAUGAUUCGGAUUCGGAUUCAGAAAAUCGUAAUGAAACAACAACGAAUACUAAUUCUUAUUAUUCUCCCUCUAAUGCGGUGUACUUAAAACGAGAAUGCAUCGAACUGAAAAUAAAAGUGAACGCGUUAGAGGAAGAACUCGCAUCCAUCCCUACUAGUGGGAAAGGGAAGGAAACACACGUAGAACACGCGAGGAAGAUGAUGGAGAAAGAUGCGGAAAUUUUGAAACUGAAACAACAAAACGAAGAAAAGGAGAAACUUUUGAGCGUUUAUCAGAGCAUAUCGACUUCGAAGGAAGAAGCGAUAUCGAUGGGCAUCGACGCGUCGAAAUUGCUAUCGUUUGAAAAGACGAAGGAGCUACAAAAGAUGUGUGCGGAAGCGAGGAACGUUCGCGAUGCGUACGAAGACGAGUUGAGAGUCGUCAAGGCGCGAUGGGAAGUAUCGCGACGAGAAAAGAGAGAGGCGACGUACGCUUUGGAAAUGAAAGAGAAGAAAUGUAACGCGAUUGAGAGCGCGAGGGAGGCGUUGGAGAUGGACAGGGACGAAGCGAGACGAGAAAUGUCGGCGAUGAAAACGGAGUUGAACGCGAACGCAUCGAGAUGGAGGAUGGACGUGAGCGCAUGGGAGACGAGGUGUUUGCUCGCCGAGAAGAAAGCGGCGCUUUUAUUAGAACAGAGAAACAUAGCGAACGAACAAAAAGAUAUCGAUACGGAAGAAGACGAGAGCGGAAGCGAAGAAGAAGAAGAAGAAGAAAAAGGAAAAGAGAAGACGACGAGCGGGAAAAGAGUCAAGACGAAAAAGUGGGCGCUGGCAAACGCGACGAAUUUGCAAGCCUCCAUGGAGGAUGUCAACAAAGCGUGCGAAGAGAAGAUUAAAAAAGAAUUGGAAGCAGCCUCGGCGCAAGUUUUAAAAUCCAAACGAGAGUUGGAAACGAUUGAAUUGAAGCUGGGCGUCGUCGAAGUUGAACGCGACGCGGCGAAUAAGAGCAAGAAAAAUUUACAAAUAGAAUUAGAGAAGGCGUUGGCGAGAGAGUCGAGAGUUUUAACGUGCUUGGAUUCAUUAGAGAUGGAAGUUACGGGUUUCGCGGAAGCGUGCGCCGAGAUUGGCGUUUUAGAUUCGCGCGUGGCGACCGCAUCAAAGUCGCCGAGUUGGACGUGGCAUCCGGAGUUUUACGACGUCGCGGCCGCUUCGCCCGUGGACGAAGAAGAAGAGGAAGGAGGGGAACAACAACAACAACAACAACAACGACAACGUGGAAGACAAAACGAAUUAGUGCAGACACAAGGUGAGAACAAAGCGAACGCGCUGUUUAGAACGGUCAUUCAAACCGUGGAGGAACGAUUCGAAGCGCUCGAGCGGGCGUUCCAGGAAAUGAUGGACGAUAAGGAACCAAAGUCGCUCGCGGAUGCCAUGCGGGACGAAGUAAAGUUGGCGUUCAUCUCGGCCAGAGUUGCCGAAGAACGUUCAAAGGGUGGUGGUGGUGGAGAUAGUAAUAAUACCACAUCGGCAACUAGUGAAGAAAAGAAUAAGAACGCUGGAGAGAGUAAAGCUAAUGGCGCCGAUGACGACGGCGAUGACGACGACGACGACGAGAACAGAAGAAAUAGCUAUGAAAUCGAGGCGUUGCGAAGCGAAAUCCGAGAACUCACCGAGACGAGCGAGCUUUUGGAGCACGAACUCAACGAGCAACUCACGGAGAGUAACGCAAAAUGCGAAGAGCUCACCAUUCAAUUGAAGAGUAUGACUCUUUCGCACGCGAAUGCGAGCAACGAGCGCGAAUCCAUGAGUCGAGCGCUCGAGGACGCAAAGUCGCGCUUGAAUAGCGAGCGCGAAAAAGUGCAAUCGCUCGAGAGCGCUUUGAAAAAUGCUCAAAACGAAGGGAAACGUCAAAUCCAAAAAGAAAUCGAACGACGCGUAGAUCAAGAGAUGGAAAUGACGUUCGAGAUUGAAACGUUGAAAAGAGAUCUCGCGUCGAAAAUGGACCGAGUCGCCGAACUCGAUGGGAGAUUGAAAUCUGUCGCGGCAAAGUACGAAGCGGCGAAGAGAGAAAGCGGAACUUCGGAGGAAAUAUCGCAACAAGCUCGAGUGGAAAUUGAAAGAUUACAAAAAGAAAGCAAAGCAAAGCUCGAGGCUUUGCGAAUAGAAAACGAGGAGUUACUCGAGAAGGUCGAGGAUGCAAACGUUCGCGUGCAUCAGCUUUUGCAAGAAAUCGAGGCGAUGGAUUCGGCCUCGGCAGAGGCUUCCGAACACGUUUCGCAAGCAAUGCAGGCGAUUAAGAACGCGUCGUCGCGCGAAAUCUCUUCGCUCAAAUCAAAGUUGGCAGAAGCAGAAGCGUUCAUAGAAGCCACGGAAGGCAUGGAGGACGAAUUAAUCUCUACUCGAGAGGAAAUGUCGAGCAUGAAGGAACAUUUUAGCAGACGCGAGAUAGAAUUGAGAGGCCGAAUUGCCGAGCUGGAAAAUAUCAUCGAAGCCGUACGAUUGGGGAGAGGUAGGAAAGUUGGCGUGACGCCGCCGCAUAGUCCCAAACCGUCGCCGCGCAAACAGUUUGGUAAGAUAGGAGAUCAAGACGACGAAGUCGACGACGACGCGUCCGAAAACUCGUUUUACAUUCGAACCUCCUCGAAAGCGGAUCGCGAGCAAACGCUCUCGGCGAUUAAGAGCGUCGAUAAGAGUUUGCGACAGGCGCGCGACGAGUUCGAUCGAGUCCGAAAUGCGCGCUCGCGCCGUCUCGGUUUCGAUGAGAAAGGAGAGGAUUAG